This is a messenger RNA of Haliotis rubra (blacklip abalone), 2115 nucleotides long. RefSeq lists its product as uncharacterized. Bases 101 to 1960 code for a protein of 619 amino acids. Lineage: Eukaryota; Metazoa; Mollusca; Gastropoda; Lepetellida; Haliotidae. Gene Ontology annotation, biological process: proteolysis. Gene Ontology annotation, molecular function: cysteine-type endopeptidase activity. The transcript has 4 exons. The record is from RefSeq and is a predicted model, not a curated record.
CCGAUAGGAACUUGACAUGACCCACUUUAGACGACGAGUCUAAUUUUAGAUUUCCGGUAUUUCCAACUCUAACUUCACCCGAGGGAAACAAGUGGUGAAGAUGCUUGCAAGUGCGUUCAGCGACGUCUUCAGUGUUGCAGUAGACUCUCCAAACAUGGAGUCGAUACCGUCCCUUGUCAACGUUGUGCUGUCCAAGUUACCAGACGCAACUCAUGACCACAAGAGGGAGUUACUCAAUCUGUUCAGCGAUCUCAAGGACAGUGCAAUGAGAGAUCUCAAAUCCAGGUUCAAGACCUAUGCAGAGAAAUGUGCCGACUUCUUCCAACAAGGGGACUUCAAGAAAAAUGCCGACACCUUCAGGACAAGUGUUCUGUGUGUAGAACGCUUAAUGAUGCAUCAUUUUAGAGAAAGAUCCAAGUCUUUUGUUGUUGGCUCGUCGUUCACAGAUGCCAAAACAGAUAAUUCUAAGAAAAGAAGGCUCUCCCAUAAUGCACAUCAGGUUGCCUUAAAGGAAUGUGAGAGUAACAUCGUGAAGGAAUUAAACAUUGAACGCACAACCCUGAUGGACGAACUGAUCAGCGUUGAUCUAAUGACAGAAGACGACAGACAAAGCAUUCUAGCAAAACCAACUCCAAAAGCAAAAAGCAACGAUUUCUUCCGACUCAUGCAUGGAAAACUGACAUUAGAGCAGACAAAAAACAUCUUCCUUCCUGCUGUAGGAAAAGAACACCCAUGGCUCGCAAAACAUAUUUCCAUGAAAAUGCAAGAGCUGGAACACCAAGAGCAGAUAACCACGUGUGUUUGUUGUCGAAUGAGGGACAUAGUUGAAGUUAAGAGGAUUGCUGACUAUCUACGUGAAAAGGGACUGGUUUCCGUGACCCAGCACGCAGAUUUAACCAACUCUGCUUUGGCAAAUAAUACAAAAUGGACGGAAGUGCUAAAAUGCCCACAUCCUGAUAUGCAGUCAGUGGUGAUCUCAUCGCUCGAGUCCACCUACCCUGAUCUCUAUAAUGACUUCCAGUUCUUCAGCAAGAAUGACUUUGCUUGCUUCUGUGAAGACAUAGCCGAACAAACAAACAUCAACGGCACUGCCAGUGAUGUUGAUAACCUGUGUGUCGACGUGGCACGCAUGUCCGAUUUUAUGUCAAUUUCCACACCUGUGCAAAAGACACCAGCAACUUACAAGAAUCGAGCCGGAAAUAGGAACUUGUGUGUGAUAAUAUGCAACAACAACUACAAACAUCUGACAGGAACCACCAAUGCAGAACUCACACUCAUGCAUGACACAGAUAUUGCAAAUAUUAAAGACGGUUUUGAAAAAUACAAUUUUCAGUUUGAAACUCACAAAAACGUGACAGCGGCUCAAGUCGUGUCCCUCUGCCAGAGACUGUCAUCCAGCGAUCAGCUGAAACAAGUGAACAUUAUUGCAAUCUUUGUACUCUCAGUGUUCCAGUCAGAGCGUUUGGUCGGAGUAGAUGGUGCAAGUAUUCCUUUAGAAAACAUCACGGCUUAUUUUACGGCUACUCGCUGUCCACAUAUGGCUGGCAAGCCGAAAGUCUUUUUCAUCCAGACUUCCAGAGGCACAGAGCAUGGUAAGUGCAUGGCCGUUCGCCAUGAUGUCGGUGACCCUCUCAGUCCGUGGUCAGUGAUACCGGACAAUGCUGACUUCUUCGUUGGAUACCCGGCGUCCUCGGGACUCACCUCGUACGGGAUACCAGGGAAGGGGUCUUUGUAUAUCACAAGUCUGAUGAAGGUUCUUGACAAACAUGGCUCCAAACACGACUUUCUAACCUGUAUGCAGAUGGUCAACGACGCGAUGUCACAAAUGACCUUGGAAUUCGACGACACGAUAACACAGCAAAUUGCUUGCCCAGUGUUUUCACUUAGGAAACGAAUGUACCUAUGUGGAGAUGACACACUGUCUGAGGCAUCACACGAGGGCUACACUUCUGCAGGCUAGACGACAACCACCAGUGAGGCCUUCCACUGUCAAGGGACCUUCAAUACAGUGGACUCCCUCUAAACCGAUAUCGCUUGGGACCGGUGAAAAGUUAGGAGACAAACGUUCUGUGUUGGGAAAUUAGAUGAAUGUUAGUCUCUAAAUUUCAUUUGGAA